Molecule: messenger RNA, 1352 nt
Organism: Halichondria panicea
Lineage: Eukaryota; Metazoa; Porifera; Demospongiae; Suberitida; Halichondriidae
Product: E3 ubiquitin-protein ligase KCMF1-like
Exons: 8
Coding region: 153-1244 (363 amino acids)
Biological process (GO): synaptic signaling
Cellular component (GO): plasma membrane
Molecular function (GO): zinc ion binding
Source: RefSeq, a predicted model, not a curated record
AAUAUUGUUAGGGGCUUUCCAGUAAUGUUGUGAUCAUGUGCCAUUCGCUUUGUCAGCAAACGUGGAAGAAAAUGGCAGCUCACUUUCAGAUCUGAUAAAGAGUUGCCAGUCAGUGAAUGAGACGUAUAGUACAUAAGGAACCUGCUUAAUUCAUGAGUCUCACACCCAAACCCCAUCCAACCAGAGUCCCCAGAAUGUCUCGAAACAUGUCCAGGCAUAAUGGUGUCAGCUGUGAUGCUUGCGGGAAGGGAGGGUUCUCUGGAAAUCGUUACAAAUGCCUUGUGUGCUACGACUUUGACCUCUGUGGUGACUGCUAUAGUUCUGGAGAGACAGGAACCGGCAAACACAGCAGCAGCCACCCAAUGCAGUGUAUACUCACUAAAGUCGAUGCUGAUUUGUUUUUUGGUGGUGACUCCCAAAGCCCAGAGCAUGCCCAGUCAUUCACUUGCCCCUUAUGUGGUCAACUGGGGUUCUCCGAGCCAGAGCUGAGAGAACACGUAACCAAACAACACGCUGACGGGGUGCCUCAAGAGGUCAUCUGCCCGGUUUGUGCCACUCAUCCCUCAGGGGAUCCUAAUCAUCUCACUGAUGACCUACCCACGCAUCUUACUGUCGAACACCGAGCACUCAGGGAAAUGGAGCAUGACCCCACUGUUCAGAGCAGGGUCCGCAGACUAAUAGGGCGUCGAAGAGCAGGGCUUGAUCGUUACGUUGGCAUGUUUCGGGAGAGUGGACAGGCUCAGGACAAUGUUGACCCCAUCACUGAGCUUCUAUCACAGCUCUCAAGUAGUGGCAGUCAUGGUGGGCAACGGCUUGCUCCCACUGAUGUUCCUCCUCACAUACAACAGUUGCUUGACCAGCAGGAAAGACAAGCUCUCGAAAGGCGAUCUCCCCUAAGGAGACCAAUGUAUCGCAAGAUAACCUCAGGGGCAGGUGGACUGCUGACAUCAGAUACUCACAGUUUAGCUGGUGGUAAUGGACUGUUUCAGGCGUCCCUCUCUAAAGACCCAUUUGAGGUAUCCAGGAGCAUAACUAUCGACUUGGACAAGGACAAGAAGGGAUCCAGUCACUCUCUGGAGCCUGACAGCAAUCACCUUUUAGCCAGUUCUGCCCAGCCACAGCUAACAGAAGAGGAGCAAGUAGAACUGCACAAACGUCGUGUAGAUAAGAGCCGUUUUGUGCAAGAACUCUUACUCUCUACUCUAGCAUUUUCUGAUAGCAGUAGCGAAGGGGAAGAUACGUAGCACUUGUGUGUCAAUUUAGUCUAUGUUGCUUUAAGUUUGCAUAAUAAUAAUAAUUACUGUCAUAAUUAAUUUUAUUAUUCAUAAUUAAUUGAUUUUGUAUCAAUCAAG